This is a messenger RNA of Macrosiphum euphorbiae (potato aphid), 2496 nucleotides long. The record is from the annotation of a GenBank genome assembly. NCBI's taxonomy places the organism in Eukaryota, Metazoa, Arthropoda, Insecta, Hemiptera, Aphididae.
AUGUCUCGUUUAAUCGUAAAAAAUUUACCAAAAGCCAUAACUGAUGACAAAUUAAGAGACAUUUUCAGUGAAAAAGGAGUUAUUACUGAUGUCCAACUUAAAUAUACCAAAGCUGGUAAAUUUCGUCAUUUUGCCUUUGUGGGUUUUCAAAACGAAGAAGAAGCUAAAGCAGCUCUAGAUUAUUUUGACAAUACCUUUCUCCAUUCUUUACGUAUAAAAGUAGAGAAAUGUACUGAAUUAGGUGAUGACAAUAAGCCCAGAUCAUGGAGUAAAUAUGCGCCUGAUAGUACAGCCUAUAAAAAAGAGCACAGUACUCCUAAAUCGGAAGAAGUUAUAAUCCAAACAGAACCCAAGUCUAAAAAAAAAAGUAAACUCAAAUCUGAAGUAGAAGAAAAAUUAAAACAGCACUUAAAUGAUCCUAUGUUUACUGAAUUCUUGGAAGCUCAUGGACAAGAAAAAAUUCUUAAAGAUCUAAACAAUGAAGAUAAAACUGAAGAGUCAUCCACUCCAAAAGAAAUAGAUGAAGAGCUUACAAACAAAAUUGCAAAUGCCAAUAUAUCUGACUUUGAAUAUUUGAAAAUAAAAAGUGGUAAGAAAUCUGAGGCAGAGAUUUUGAAUAAUCCAGGAAUUAAAACAGAAUAUCAUACAAUUGUAAUUCGAGGUUUGCCAUAUAAAGUAAAAAAGGCAAUGUUAAAAGAAUUUUUCAAACCACUGAAAUUAGAUUCUAUACGCUUACCACCAAAAAUAAAAGGCGUGGCUUAUAUUGGUUUCAAAAAUAAAUGUGAUGCUGAACAAUGUCUCAUUAAAAAUAAGAGUUUCUUAAAUGGAAAACGAAUAUUAUUAUACCCAAUGAAAAAUGAAGCUGAUGAUCUAGAAGAAAACAAUAAGCUUAAUAAAAGAAAUCCCGAUUGGCAGAAACAAACUGAUAGUUUGAUACAUGAAGAAAGCAUUGCAGAAUCUGGUCGUAUAUUUAUUCGAAAUUUACCAUUCAUUACUACAGAGGAAGAAUUACAAACAGUGUUUGAAAAAUAUGGUCCUGUAACUGAAGUAAUAAUUCCUAUUGAUAAAAUAUCUCGUCAAGUCAAAGGUUAUGGUUUAAUUACAUAUCUUAUGCCUGAACAUGCUGUGAAAGCAUAUACUGAAUUGGACGGUACAAUAUUCCAUGGGCGAAUGAUGCAUUUAUUACCUGGAAAGGCCAAAAUUAAUCUAGAAGAUGAAACAACGGACGAAUGUAGUUCAUUCAAAAAGAAAAAAAUGGCAAAACUAAAAUCUGAAGCAGGAUUAUCUCACAACUGGAACAGUCUAUUUUUAGGCCAAAAUGCUGUUGCUGACAUUAUUGCUAAGACUUAUAACACAACUAAAGAAAAUGUUCUUACUGGUGAUAGUGCUGCUGUCAGAUUAGCUCUAAGUGAAUCACAAAUUGUUUCAGAUACAAAAAUUUACCUAGAAAAUCAUGGCGUUAAACUAGAUAUAUUCAAUCAAACUGUAAUAAAUCGAAGCAAAAAUGUUAUUUUGGUUAAAAAUUUGCCUGCUGACACAACUGAACUUGAGUUGAAAGACAUUUUCUCCAAGUACGGCUUAGUAAACAGAGUAGUAUUACCACCUAGUGGGGUCACUGGAUUAAUAGAAUUUGUUCAAAACUCAGAAGCCAAAACGGCAUUUCGUCAACUUGCUUAUUCAAAAUUCAAACAUCUACCACUUUACUUAGAAUGGGCUCCAGAUAAAGUGUUCACUGAUGUUCCUCAGAACAUUCAAGAAGAAACCUUUCCAAAUUAUACCAAUAAAGAUACUGAAGAUGAUAUUGUUGAGCCUGAAUCUGAUACCACAUUGUUUAUUAAAAACAUAAAUUUCAAUACUACAGAAGAACAUAUCACAAAACAUUUUGAACCUUGUGGGAAAAUUGCUAAUGUUACUGUUGCACGAAAAAAAGACCCUAAUCUUCCAGGACAAUUUCUGUCAAUGGGUUAUGGUUUCAUUCAAUUUUACAGACAGAAAUCAGUCAAUGAAGCAUUGAAAACCAAACAGUUGUCAAUGUUAGAUGAUCAUUCCAUUGAACUUAAACGUUCAAAUAGAACAUUACAAAGUACAACAGUUGCAGAACGAAAACAAGGUAAAUCAUAUGAAGAAAGCACCAAAAUACUUGUACGUAAUAUACCAUUCCAAGCGAGUAUUCAAGAAGUUAUUGAAUUGUUUAAAACUUUUGGAGAACUUAAAGGUUUAAGAAUGCCAAAGAAAAUGGUGGGAACUGGCACUCAUAGAGGAUUUGCAUUUGUUGAAUACAAUUCUAAGACCGAAGCAAAAGCAGCUAUGGAGUCCAUGUGCCAAAGCACUCAUUUGUAUGGUAGGCGAUUGGUGCUUGAAUGGGCACAAGCUGGUGAAAAUCUUGAUGAAAUGCGUAAAAGAACUGCAGAUCAAUAUCAGUUACCUGGAGGGCCAAAAAAACACUGCAAGGGUGUUGCUGAUAUACAAAUUGAUGAGGAUGAAAUUAAAGAAUAA